This is a messenger RNA of Haliotis rubra (blacklip abalone), 12873 nucleotides long. RefSeq names its product abnormal spindle-like microcephaly-associated protein homolog. The record is from RefSeq and is a predicted model, not a curated record. Gene Ontology annotation, biological process: establishment of meiotic spindle localization; spindle organization; mitotic cell cycle. Gene Ontology annotation, molecular function: protein binding. Gene Ontology annotation, cellular component: spindle pole. Lineage: Eukaryota; Metazoa; Mollusca; Gastropoda; Lepetellida; Haliotidae.
AAUUCGAACACAAACACCAACUAAACACUCACGGGGAUGCGUGUGUGUUAGGGUUUUAGAGAAGAGAUGGUAGAAACGGUGAAAAGAUAAGAUUUGAUCUUCCUUAUCAUGGAUAACAAUCCCGUUAGUAGUGUGGCUGGCGAUUCGGCGUGGCAAUCGCUGAACAAUGUAUGUGAUGACUUGGAGCAGACAGCCACUCCAAGCAGACGGAGUAGAAAAUCCUGGUUUGAAACCCCACCAGCAACUAAAUUGGAGAUCGCCUGUGAAAAGAAGAAAAGACGUUCCUCGGGAGGUGGAAAACGGAAAAGCAUGGAAAAUAUGGAAACUCUUCUGUUGACACACUUCACGAAUCCUCCCAAAAUUUCAUUCGGUAAAAUCAAACUUGGAAAAUCAAGACAUCGACAUCUUCUUGUGAAAAAUGUCCACGACUAUGAACAAAGUGUUACUAUUGAGAAAUUUCCACACAAAAAGAAAUUUGAGGUUGACUCAAAAUCCUUUACGGUUCCAGCUCUAGAGAGCGUAGUUUUAACAUUUUCCUGGACACCUGAAGAAGAUGGCAAUGUUCGGGAAAUGAUUUUGUUCAAGGUGGAUUCUGCCUACCGGCUUCAGGCAUUUCUCCUCGGCUGUGCAGAGUCACCAAAACCUACUAAAAGGACGCAGAAGAAAGGAUUGCUUGGUGCCAAAGUAAAACGCCCCUUCUCCAUCCUCCACACUCCAGGACUUGCCUGUAUCCGUGACAACUACAGUCCACAAGAAGCUGAGAAAGAGCCAUUCAUUCCAGGGAAGUUCCGUGUCCUGCAAGAAAACACCCAAGUUCAAAACCAAACCGCCCAGAACAAGGGACAUCCAGUUUCUUUCCCUCCCCCACGGAUGGAGUCAACAGCCAUUGCUAAGGACACAAACUCCUCCAUCUGCCGAUCAAGUGUUUAUAAUAAGAUGACUGACAUUGGAUGCUCCCCGACACUACCUGUUUCUGAUUUCAGCCCCAUUCCUAAGACAGAGAGUGAAAAUAUUCAUCUUGUGGAUUCCUGUUGUUCUAUCAUGCAAACCUCCCCUCUGAGAGAAGUGGUUAUCAACAGAUCCAAUGAGGCAAAGACAAAAGAUAUGGCAAAGCUGGAAGCAAGAGGCCCUGACUUGAAGUUCUCUGUCUUAGACAGGAAAGAAAUAAUAGAUGUUGAGGUCCGAGAAACUGUGAAAGAUCCACAAAGGGCAGUAACUCCGCGAGCAAAUGAUCUUCGAGCAACAGAGCGGACUGAAUCACAGAAGGAAUAUUUGUCCCCAGACAGUUUUUUGAAGACUCGCUUCGUUUUCCGGCCACCACUGGACAGGAAAGAGAUUAAGGACACAGAGGACAGAAGUAUUAUUCGGAAACCUCGUAAAUCAUGGACACCGCAGAAGAUGAACCCACUAAGAAUUUCAGAUGGUGAUAAAUCCGAGAAAAGAUACUUGUCACCAGAAAGUUUCCUAAAUGAUUCCCUUGCUUCAAGAAUCUCUGGUAUUGGUGCUACUCCCGGGAAGCCAUAUUUUGACACAACUCCAGAUUUCAACCAUGAUGAAUUUGAAAAAAGUAUCAUCAGUCCAAACUCUUUUCUUGAAGAGCUCAGCUCUACGAGAAAUGAUUCCCUUGACGAUCGUCGGUUCUCUCGCAUUCCAAGUCCAGGGUCAGUCUUGAAUGGCUCUGUACCUCAUGAUGUUAUGGUGAAACAGUUAAAGUCAGUGAGGACAAGCCUUUAUGAAAAGAGCCUUGAGUUAGAAAACAGAAAGACACAAAAUGUCAAGUUUAUUGUGGCCAGUAAAACAACAAGACAAACCUCCACAAACCAUACAAGGAAGACAGGUGUGUUUGCACCAACUCUGUCAUCUGCUAGACGAGCAACUUUCAUUUCAAAGAAAGCAGAAAAAGAAAAGCUCUCCAGUACUCCCAAUGCACCAAGCCCCAGACGAGCAACCUUCUUAGUGUCAAAGAAAAAGCAGGGAAUGAAGAAAUCUCCCAAAACACAAGAACCUCCCAAAGGACAGAAGAAGAUGACAAGGUCUCAGAGAUUCACCAAUAUCCAUAAAGCUGGUCAACAGGAACAGAAGACGAUGUCCAAGUCCCACAGUAAAGUAAGGCGGAGGAGCAGUGGUAAUGGAGAGUCUAUUGUGAAGAAAACCAGGAAGACUAGAACAGAAGUGUUUCUGACCAGUGUUGAAGCCUCUGAUGCUGAGAUGAAGGAGAACCAAAGUGAUGAUGAUGUUGACUGUAAAAAAUCUGUUGGCAAUCAGAACUCCUCUGCCACCAUCACCAAAGACAGGCCAUUCAUGAUGACUACUGACAUGGACCGGUCGUCAGGGAGGCAGUUGUUUGUAGAAGAGGAUGUGAAGGAUUCAUCUGCCACCAUCACCAAAGACAGGCCAUUCAUGAUGACUACUGACAUGGACCGGUCGUCAGGGAAGCAGUUGUUUGUAGAAGAGGAUGUGAAGGAUUCAUCUGCCACCAUCACCAAAGACAGGCCAUUCAUGAUGACUACUGACAUGGACCGGUCGUCAGGGAGGCAGUUGUUUGUAGAAGAGGAUGUGAAGGAUUCAUCUGCCACCAUCACCAAAGACAGGCCAUUCAUGAUGACUACUGACAUGGACCGGUCGUCAGGGAGGCAGUUGUUUGUAGAAGAGGAUGUGAAGGAUUCAUCUGCCACCAUCACCAAAGACAGGCCAUUCAUGAUGACUACUGACAUGGACCGGUCGUCAGGGAGGCAGUUGUUUGUAGAAGAGGAUGUGAAGGAUUCAUCUGCCACUGUCACUAAAGACAGGCCAUUCAUGGAAGUCACCAAAGAACGGAGAACGUCAGGGAAAUGUUUGUUUGCUGCUGAUGAGAAUGAGUUUGAACAAAACUCAUCAGCAACUGUCACAAAGGAAAAGCCUUCAGUGCUAAUAUCAGAUAUGAGAAGAGGAUCUGGAAAACAACUGUUUGCUGAUGAAGGACAGAAAAUUGUUGAGUCAAAAUCAAUCGCAUCAGAAACUCGCACAAAAGAAAGACCUGUAGAAGUGUUGGAUGUAAAGAGAGGAUCUUGGCAACCAUUGUUAACUGAUGUUAGAAGACUGUCUUCUGCAGGUGAUGCAGAGAAGUCCCAUUCAGAAUUAUCCAUGACAGAUGACUUGAAGGAACAGCAGAUACUGUCGAGAUUGGAAAAGGUUGAAUUUGGUUCUCCAUCCAAGAUGUUCAACAACGUAUUUGUGGGGGAGUCUUGUGUUGGCCGGAUGUCAAUGACUGUCACGAAGGAGCGGCCAUCUCUGUCAGUUGUCCCAGAGUCUCUGUCAGGGGAAGGGUUGUCUAUGACAUCCUCAGUUACAAACACACCAAAGUCCUUUACUCAAGCAAGUAUUAGUGGUAUCUUUUGUAAAGAUCAUUCUCUGAAUGGCAACACUAGGAGAUUCUCUGGGAAGAAGUUGUUUGGAGCCGACCCCAUGUCACCUAGUAAAAGCCCUGUCCUGUCAUCCAUCUUCAGGGAUAUUGGUUCUCCGACUAGAAUCCCAUCCAGUCCUGAUGUGGAGGUGACCAGGAGGAUAACACUAACCGUCACAAAAUCCAGACCCUCAGAUGCCCUCAUUGAGGCUACCAAAGCAACUGUUAAAGAUACUAAGGAGACAGAAGUAGAUGCAGAUGGUCAGUUUGUUGUUGCUGCCAAGGAAGAAACCUUUGUGAGUGUUUCUGAGUCCAAAGAAGGCUACUGCAAGAGAAAGAAGAUACUAGGCAUGGCUACUGAAAACGAGAAAGCAAGUUACAGUUUCAAGAAGGUUGACAGUUACGAGAAAACUGUUAAUGUCACAGAGCUGCAGACAUUGCAGGAGCAGACGCGUUCAUGGGAAAUCACCAGCAGUCCACAAUCAAGGCCUCGCUCAAACUCCUACACUAUCACAUCCCCCAUGUUCUCUGUCACACCAACUGCUAUUCCGAAUAGUCCUUCUUCAGAGAACUCACGCAGAUCAACCCAUGUCAUCUCGAAACCCAAAGUCCUCGAUGUGUCUGCCAACCCUCGUCGUCUGUUUCCCCCCUUGGAUGAUGAUGAACAGGACAGUCUAGUUGUCGGCCAGUUGGAGGAUAAACAAGGAGAGAGUGUCUCCUCCCUCAAAUCCACGAGCAGUGUGUACUCUGCUGAUUCUUUAGACUCAAGAAAAUAUACAUCUGACCUGUCUGAUUCAAAUCAGUCCAAAUCUGUUGACCUGUUUGAAAACUCAUCUGACCAAUCAAAGAAACUUGUUGACGAUCAAUUCUGGAUGGUGGAAAAUGAAGAGCUGAGCAUGAAUGAUUCUGUAUUUGAAAGGAAUGAAAAUGCUGAGAAUAUUCCACCAAUCACUCACAUGCAACAAAAAGUUGUUGAAACAGCACUGAAGCCUGCUAUUCCUGAGGUGAAAGAAACUAUGAACUUACUGAAGGCGGGCAAGAAAUCAACACCUGAUGAUCAGACAAAGGAAGGGAAGAAGAGAAGGAAGGUGCGGGCAUCCAAGGUUUCUCCAACACCUGUAAAGUCUGACAUGUCAACAGAUAAGUCGGUUAAAGAUGGAAAGGAGAAUAGUAUCAAGAUGUUCAUCGCCAUGGAGACAGCCGAGAAAGAUAAGUGUGUGAAGGCUGAGGUGAAGCGCCAAGAAAAGAAACCCCUCUUGUCCCGGGGACUGAAUCUGGUGACGAAGAAGCGGAACCUGACAGAAGACAAGGACACUGUUGAGAAGCAGAACUCCAAGAAGAGGUCAAAAUCGGACCCCACAGAGAACACUCAGCCCAAGAAACCAGGUAAGCUGACAUUUCGACCACCAAGAAAAGUAAGCCUCCAGUUAAAGGCGCUGGCGCAGUCCAAGCUGAUUCUUCUCAAGAAAGAAAAACAAGGUAUGCCAAGGCACCCUCUACCAUACGCAGCCAAGAACAUGUACUAUGACGAACGAUGGAUGGAGAAGCAGGACCGGGGCUUCGUGCACUGGCUUAACUUCGUCCUCACACCACCAGAUGAAUAUAACUACGUGGUCAACAAAACCAGGGUUGAUGCUGGUACUCUCAACACGGACUUGAAGACAUCCACCUGUCUUGCACCAACAAAGGAAGUGCUGUCUAUCCGAGCAUACACAGCCCGACGACGGCUCAACCGUCUCCGCCGCGCAGCCUGUCAGUUGUAUCAGUCAGAGAAGAGUGUGAGUGUCAUCAUGAAGCUGGAGUAUGAGGUGGAGAAGAAGAGGAUCUCAGUCAGGAGAGACAGGAUGGUGCACGCAGAUAUAGGCAUCAAGCAGCGGAUCCUGGACAUGCUGCUCUGCUACAACCCACUGUGGCUGCGGAUUGGCCUUGAGACUAUCUAUGGUGAAGUCCUGCCCCUGCAGUCUAACAGUGAUGUGAUUGGCCUGUCUCGCUAUGUCUUGUGUCGUCUCCUUGGCAACCCAGACGUUGCUCAGGUGUAUGCCCACCCCAGUGUGCCACAUCUUUACAGAGAUGGGUAUGCGGAGGCCAUUGCAAAGCAUGCACUGAAGAAGUUCUUGCUCCUAGUGUACUUCCUGGACCACGCCAAGACUGCUCGCCUCAUACAGCAUGACCCCUGCCUGUUCUGUAAGGACUCUGAUGUCAAGGCCAGCAAGGACAUGUUGAUUCAGUUUUCCCGUGAUUACCUGAGUGGGGAGGGGGAUGUCACCAAGCACCUGGCGUACUUCGGCUACACCGUGUCCCACGUACAGACAGCCAUGGAUGAAUUUGACUACGCUGUCACCAAGCUCGGUGUUGACCUCAGGGAUGGUGUCAGGCUUUCCCGGGUGUUAGAGCUCCUGACAGGGGAGUGGAAUCUAGUGAAGUGCCUGCGAGCUCCAGCAGUCAGCCGUCUACAGAAGAUACACAACAUAGAGAUGGUAUUCCGGGCACUGACUGAGCGGGGACUUGAUGUGGCCAAGCUUGAUGGGGGCAAAAUCGGAGCCAGAGAUAUUGUUGAUGGACAUCGUGAGAAGACCCUCAAGAUUCUUUGGCAUCUCAUCUUUCACUUCCAGGUUGACGUACUGAUCAACUUGGAACAACUCCGUGAGGAGACAUCCCUCCUCGAACAGUCACUCAGGGUCAAGGUCAACAUGCAGAAACUCCUCAAAAUAAAACAAGAAGACAACCUUGCACGUCGUGACAGCGGGGGUCUGAUGAGCCAGGACAACGAGAGGCUGGAGAUGCUGCUGAAGUGGUGUCGAGUUGUGUGUCUGCACUACGGAGUCAAGGUGGAGAACUUCACGGUGUCAUUUUCUGAUGGGCGUGCCCUGUGCUGCCUGCUGCACCACUACCACCCUGGGCUGCUGCCGCUGUCGCAAGUCCACUUCCAGACCUCCCAGAGUCGCCAACAGGAUCUCGAGGAUAAGGAGGAGGCCGCUUGUGACCUUGACCUUAGCCAAGAUUGGAGUUUCCAAUAUGGCACAGGACUAGACGACCCCGAGCUGUACGAGCAGCUGCUUGUCAACGAGAGAGAAAACUUCAAGACUUUGUAUGAGAAGGUGUCCGAGCUCGGUGGCAUCCCCUUAAUGUUGAAGUCUGUUGACAUGUCCAACACCAUACCCGAUGAGAAGGUGGUGGUCACCUAUGUGUCGUAUUUGUGUGGCCGUCUACUGGACAUCAGACAGGAGUCACGAGCAGCACGCGUCAUCCAGAUAGCCUGGAGGCAUUACAAGCUCCGCACAGCACUCCGAGCACAACAACUCCGAGCACAACAUCAUGAGAUCAAAGCAGCUCGAGUCAUCCAGACUCGAGUGAGAGAGUUCCUCCAACGUAAACAAAGGAGAAACAUGAGGGCAGCCAUCGUUCUACAGGCUGUUUGGAGGGGUCACAAGGCCAGGUCAGAGGCACGUCUGCUGAGACUGGCACGAGACAACGCCAACAUGGGGGACGCUGUCACCAAGAUUCAGGCCGCAAUGCAGGGAUUUGCUGCUAAACGGCAAUAUCAGCGUCUUCGUAAAUCAACCAUAACCCUUCAAGCCCAUGUGAGAGGACAUCUAGCAAGGAGACAUGUUGCUAAGCAACACCAAGCUGCAAGCAACAUUCAGAGCACCUACAGAAGCUUGAUCGCAACACGGAAACAUCGAGAAGAGUUCCUAGCCAAGAGAUCUGCUGCCAUUACUGUACAGAGAGCAUUCAGAGCAGCUGCCAACAACCGUGUGGCUCGCACAUCAGCUGCAGUUGGCGUGAUCCAGAGAGCCUGGCGAGGAUACAGCUGUCGCAAGAAGCUGGUGGAUCUAAGAAGAUCUGUGGUCCUGCUGCAGGGAUUUGUGAGGAUGAGGAACACGAGGAGGGAUUAUCUUGAACUAAAGAAAACUGCUGUCUCACUACAGGAGAGAGUCCGGGCCAACAAACUGUCAGCCACAGCAAGACAAGACUUUCUGACGAAGAAGACAGCAGUAACCACGCUUCAGUCGCGUGUCAGGGGCUAUCAGCAGAGGAUGAAGUACGCCCAAAACAGAAACGCUGCCAUCUGCAUUCAGAAACACUUCCGUGGACAUAAGUAUCGGGUGAAGUUCCGUGCAAUGAGACUAGCUGCGAUAAUUCUCCAGCGUGCAUACCGACUACACAAGAUGGCUGGUGAAGAGCGAGAGGCACUGCUGAGAUGGACGGCUGCUUGUGUGACAGUACAGCGUUGGUGGAGGGGACUGCAGCAGAAGAAGAUGGAGAGACGACACACAGCAGCUACCCUCAUCCAAGCUACAUACAGAUGUCAUAUUGCAAGGAGGGAGUACCAGCGCAAACAGUCAGCUGUGCUGACUCUACAGACAUCCUUCAGGAGGAUGGCCGCCAGGGCACAGUUCCUUCAUACCAAGGCUGCUGUUAUCAUCCUCCAACACCACACCAGGCUCCACUUGAACAAACGACAGAUCCAGUCCCAGAUGCAGGCCAAGAGAGAUGCUGUUGUGCGACUUCAGACAUGUUGGAGAAGACUUCAAGCAGAGAGACAAUAUAGCGCCAUCAGACAAGCGGUGAUGGUCAUUCAGAAGAAUGUGCGUAUGAUGCAAGCUCAGAUGGCGUACAAGAAGAAAAUUGCAGCCAUAUCUUGUCUACAGCAUUACGCUCGAGGCUAUCUACAAAAGAAGGCCUUUUUGUCUGACCUAGCCCGUCAGACAUCUGCUGCUGUGAGAAUUCAGUCAUGGUGGCGGAUGUUGGUGAAUCGACAAAAGUUUGUUUCACGGAGGCGAAACGUAGUUGUCAUUCAGGCCCAUGUGAGAGGCUGGCAUCAGAGAAUGGACUUUAUGCGACAGAGGAAGGCAGCUGUUCUUAUUCAGAGCUACUACAGGGCUGCUACAGCUGCUAGGGAGGCAAGAACAAAGUAUCAAGUGAUGAUUGGUGCUGCUAUGGCGAUCCAGAGUGGCUGGAGAAGCUAUGUCAUCAAGAAGCAGUUCUCUAUCAUGAGGAGGUCUGCUGUGAAGAUUCAGAGCAAAGUUAGAAUGAUGAUUGCCUUGAAGAGGUACCACAACCUCAAACAUGCCUGUGUUUUCCUGCAAAGACUUUACAGGGCAAAUAGGAAGACCAAGUGUGUCAGGCAAGAGUUUGUAUGUACUAAAUCUGCUGUUGUGACCCUUCAGACAGCGUUCAGAGGACAGAGAUGUCGCAAGCAGUAUCAGAAAACAAAAAUGUCUGCUGUAAAGAUUCAGUCGUUUGUUAGAAUGUAUCAGGAUAGAUGUAAAUAUAGACAAAUCAUCCAAGCCACGUGUGUCCUUCAGCGGAGAUUAAGAGCUGUAAGAGUCGGUCAGCUAGACAGGAGAGUCUAUGUAACCAAUAGAAACCAUGUGAUGAAGCUGCAGGCGGCAGUGAGGGGAUGGAUCUGUCGCAGAGCGUUCACACAGGCCAGACAUGCUGCAGUGACCAUCCAGAAACAUGUGAGAAUGCACCAGCAGGUGAAGAGAUACAGGCAGCUGAAGCAGCAUGUCAGGAUGGACAGGGCUGCUGUGGUCCUGCAGAACAGAUGGAGGAUGCUGGUGGAGAGGAGGAGGUUCACAACGAUGAGGGCAGCGUGUGUCUGUGUGCAACAGCAGUACAGAGCUGUGCGUUCCGGCAGACAGCAGCGACAGAAGUAUCUGAACAUUAAACAAGCAGUGAUCACCUUACAAGCUGCUUACAGAGCUGCUGUUUGUAAAAGAGAUGCUAAAAGGAAACAAUCUGCAGUACUUAUUCAGAGUUACGUUCGCAAACAUUUAAUCAGAUCAAGGUUUCUAUGUAUGAAGAAAUCGGCAAUUAAAUUGCAAGCAUGUGUGAGGAUGAUUAAGGAGAGGAAUGUUUACAGGCAGCAGAAACAAGCUGUUUGUCACAUUCAGCAGUGGUACAGAAGUAUCAAACAUGGUCAGAGAUCUCGGAGACGGUUCCUGAUCAUGAAGGGAGCAGCUAUGACAAUACAGGCUGUCUGGAGGGGCUACAUUGUCAGAUGUCGGUUGGCGCUCUACCAGAGAAAUGCUUCUGUUAUACAGUCUGCCUUCCGUGCCCACCAACAGCAGAAGCAAUAUCGCCAACUUCGGGCCACAGCCAUCAGCUUACAGAAGCUCUACAGAAACAACAAGGCAGCCACACUGGAGAGACAGAGGUUUGUCCAAAAGAAAUCUGCUUCUGUCAUCGUUCAGAAAACAGUUAAAAUGUUCCUGGCAAGGAGGAGAUACUUGGAGCAGAAGUCUGCAGCACUGAAGAUUCAGAGGGCAUAUAAUUGUUACAAGGAGAGGUCAGCAUUUAUCCUGCAGAGAGAAGCAGCAAAGGUCAUUCAGGAGAAGUGGAGGGCGACCUUAUCCGCCCGGGAACAGCGUCGGCAGUACCUGAUCGUGGUGGGAGCAGCAAUCACUAUACAACAAGGAUACAGGAGCUAUCGGACUCGACGGAACUUCCUUCACACACGCCAUCAAAUCAUCCAAGUCCAGGCUUAUGUCAGAGCAUUCCUCCACAGGAAGAGAUAUCAGCGUUUACAGGAAGCUGCUCGUACGAUUCAAACCCUGUAUCGAAGAAGAUGCCAAGCACAGAAUCAGAGGGAGGAGUUCUUGAAGAUGAGGAUGUCAGUAUGCACGCUCCAGUCUGCCUACAGACGAUGGAAGCACAGACAGGUUGGGAGAAGACAUGUCGCUGCUACUACCAUACAGUCAGUGUUCAGGAUGCUCGUCGUAAAGAAGCAGUUCUGUUUGACCAGACAGAGAGUCGUCCUUGUCCAAGCAGUUGUCCGAGGGUUCCUGGCGAGGUGUGCCUACUGCCACAAGCUGCAAGCUAUUUCUGUCAUACAGAGAAACACACGGACAUUCCUACUGUUUAAUGGCCUGCGUCAGAUGGUGGCUCGACGGAGACAUGCUGUCGGUGUGAUUCAGAGAGCGUACAGAAUGUAUAGGCACACUAAAGAACUGAACAGACAAAAGUCAGCAAUACUGAUCCAGAGAGCAUACAAGAGGUACAGGCACACGCUAGAACUGAAGAAACACAAAGCAGCAACAAUUAUUCAAUCCACAUUCCGAAUGCAUUCUAAGCGUAAGACUUUCCGACAGACCAGUCAAGCAGCCAUCUUGAUCCAGAGCAGUUGGCGAGGCUACAUGGUGAGACGGACGUUCAGACAGACACUACAGAAGCAUCGUGCUGCAGUGUGUCUUCAGAGAAGUUACCGUGGUUACAAGGCUAGAGUUCAUCUUCAGAAGUUACAAGCAGAACGGAGAGCCCAGCUGGAGAUGUACGCCCGCCGUGCCAGGGUCCAUCUUGCUGCAGUCAGGAUACAGACAUGGUACAGGCAGUGCUUGAUGCUACGGCAGGCACGGCAGAGGAUUGCAAGCAUCAUCUGCAUACAGCGCCGUGUACGAGCUUUCUUGGUACGUUUGCACUACGUAAAGCUACGCAAGAGUACCGUGCUGCUGCAGCACCAGUGUCGACAGUGGUUGGCGUUGCGGCAGAGGUCAGCAGUGGUCAUCCAGAGUGCAGUGCGGCAUUGGCUCGUCAGACAGAGGCAGCUCCGACUCCACAGACAGGUGGCCAGACUACAGGCUGUGUGGCGAGGCUAUCGGGCCAGGAAGAACAUUACUUGUAAGAAGAUCCGACGUGCGAGGGCCCGUUGCCAUGAAGCCAGUCAGAAUGCUACAGAAGACAAGAAGCUGGGCAACCGUACAACCUCCGCCCUGGACUACCUGCUGGAGUACAAGAGUCUGUCUCACAUCCUGGAAGCCCUCAUGCAUCUCGAUGUGGCUACUCGACUGUCCCCACGAUGUUGCCAACGUCUGGUGGAGGUGCAUGCCGUCCAUGUCAUCUACCGCCUCAUCCGCAGCUGCAACCGCAGCCUGCCACACAUGGAGCUGAUCAAGUACUCCGUCAACAUCCUCCUCAACCUGGCCAAGUACGACAAGACUGUGAAUGCUGUACAUGAUGUUGAAUCAACUGACAUCCUUGUGGACCUAAUGCAGAUUUAUCGGGAGAAAGGCAGCGCCAUCUUUGCCAAGACAUGCUCGCUUCUUGGCAUUCUAGCCCUGGAUCCCCACAGAAGACAGGAAAUCUUGCAACAGACGAAACUCAUGGAGAAGAUCCGCAGUAUCCAGAGUCUGGUAUCUCGCAAAAACAAGGUGGACGAACGUCACAAGCUUGUCCAAGCCAGGAUGGCCGCCUCACGCAGCUUCAACUCCACACUACCACUACCCACACCGGUCAAGCGGAGACGUAUUCGACCAGAGUGGACUCUGAAACGUGACAGUCUUCACGCCUUGUCCGAUCCACUCCCAGCCAUUAACUUUGUCCUGGAGAACCUACAUCUGUCUGCAAAGUGAUUCUGGAGGGGAGGGAAGGGUGCCAAUAUUUAUUCCAGUGCUAGAAUUACAUACACUCUUGAUGCAGGGUGUAGUUAGAGCUUGCUGAGUAUUGUAUAUGCUCUGCAGUAGUUCAUGUAUGUAUCAGUUGCCAGUCCCAGACCUGGAAAUGUUACUCCAUCAUCCAAAUUCUUGGAUUGGAUCUUUCACUGUCAUACCUCAGCAAGAGGUGACCUGUCUGACCUGGGUUGGCAAGGGCAGAGACCUGUCUGGAGAAGGAUUAAAGUUUAGUUUAGAUGAAAGACUGGGCAAUAAGUGCUAUAACCAGUGGUGCAGACUGACGCUCCAUGAUUCCUGGAGCCCUGUUGGUGAACUUUCCAGACAGAAAAUCCCAGUGAUUCCACUCUCAUUCUGUGCUUGCGAAGGUUAAGCCAAUACUGAUUGUUUUACAUGUACAUGUACAAGUUUUGGGUAUGGCCACUAAGUGUGGAAUCUAGUUUGUCUGUUUUAUCAUGUAUAUAAAUCAUGAAAUGGAUGUCAUUUCAGUGAUGUGAAUAUGUGUCAGAAAUAUCAAUGAAGUUUGUAAACUCUCUUUUACAUCCCAUUCCACUUGUAAUUGUUCAGCACUGACAGUGGGUCAUUACGGAAUAAAUACACAAAGACUGUAAAUACAUGGACACGGUUUACACAAACUAGUUUACAAACCGGCCCAACAUUGCCACAAGCAAGCACAUUUCCAGAGUUAUGUCCCUUAGCCCUGUCAGGUUCUGCUGAUAGUGGUUACAAAUCCCAGAUUCGUCCUGAGUAUCAUCCAAGGGCAGCGUCAACUCCGGCUUUCAUCACACAAGUAUAACUGAAUCUAUGAUGUUUCAAAGCCAUGUUAACCCACACUCAUUAAGCCAUGUAGGUUGGCAAUGUCCCGAUUACUAGUACCCUGUAUAUAAUGGGAUUAGUUUAGGCUGUAGUUAUGUAUCUAAAGACCUGCUUGUGACAACUAGAGUAACUCCAUACAAAUUGACAUGUGUCAUUAAAGUAACUUUGUAUUGUCUGUCCAAUGAUGUAAAAGAUUUCAUUGUUUCUUGACUUUCUCUGCUAAAUCUGUCAUCCGCUAUCUGCAUUGAAUCAAAUCUGAUUUAAUAAAUACUAUGUAUAAAACUA